Messenger RNA from Pogoniulus pusillus (Red-fronted tinkerbird), 4049 nucleotides. RefSeq names its product nucleolar and coiled-body phosphoprotein 1 (gene NOLC1). The record is from RefSeq and is a predicted model, not a curated record. NCBI's taxonomy places the organism in Eukaryota, Metazoa, Chordata, Aves, Piciformes, Lybiidae. The coding region runs from base 23 to 2158 and encodes 711 amino acids. The transcript is spliced from 14 exons. Gene Ontology annotation, cellular component: nucleolus; nucleoplasm.
GCGGCACGUGGCGGCGGGCGGUAUGGCGGAGUGCCGCGCGGUGCCCAGCGACCUCUUCCCCUUCGUGCUUGCCUUCCUGCGCGAGCACCAGUUCGAGGGCGCGGCGCGUGCCUUCGCUAGGGAGGCGGCGGCGGCCAGCGGGGCGGCGGUGAGCGGGGCGGCGAAGGAGCAGGAUCCUAACGCAGCCUCACUCCUGGACAUCUUCAGUUACUGGCUGAAGUCUCCAGCGGCCAAGAAAAGAAAGCUUGUCCCAAAUGGCUCCCAGGUGAAGAGGAAGCCCUCCUCCAGCAGUGAUGACAGCUCUAGUGAGGAGGAGACACCUCCAGCCAAGAAACCAGCUAAAGCAGCAGCUAUAACUAAGGCAAAAGCAGUCCCUCCAGCCAAGAAAGCAGAGAGCAGCAGUGAGGACUCCAGUGAUGAUUCAGACUCAGAGGAGGAGAAGCAGCCACCAGCAAAGAAAGGCGCAAAAUUCGUGGUGAAGCCAACUGGACCCAAAGUCCAGCCUCAAAAGAAAGCAGAGAGUUCCAGCUCUGACUCAAGCAGUUCAGAUGAAGAAGAACCAAAAAAACAACCACCAAAACCAACAACACCUAAAUCAGCUAUCUCAAAAGGAAGUAAAGCUGCCCAAGCACCCACCAAGGUGAUCAAUGGAAAAGCAGCAAGCAGUAGCAGCAGUAGUGAAGAUUCUGAUGAUGAAAAGGCUGCACCAAAGAAGGCCAUUCCCAAAAAAUCUCCUCUGCCAAAACCUGCAGAAAACCAACCACAUCGAGGAAAAAAAAAACAAGCAGAGGAAAGCUCCAGUAGUGAGGACUCAUCUGAUAGCUCAGAUGAUGAAAAAACACCUGCAAAACAAAAGUCAAAAUCAGGUCAGUACAGUGCUGUACCACCUCCUCAAGCUAUGCAGAAAAAGAAAGGCCUUGCCAAAACUCCUGCAAAAAAGGCUGAAAGCAGUGACUCUUCAGACAGCAGUGAUGAGGCAGAGCAGGUGCCCACAAAAGGAGGAGCAGGCAAAGCAGUAGUAGCUAAAACAAUUACUGGUCUCCAAAACAACGCUGUGACUACCAAGAAGGCUGAAUCCAGUUCUGACAGUGACUCAGAUUCUAGCUCUGAAGAUGACAAGAAGAAGGUAGGGAAUAAACCCCCAGCUAAACAACCUGUGGUAAAGAAUACCUCCAAACCAGCAAAAGUAGUUGUCAAGCCUGGAAAAGCAAAGAAAGACUCCAGUUCCUCCUCUGACAGCUCAGAUUCUGAUAGCUCUGACAAGAAGACCCCUGUGAAGCCCCCAACUAAAGCAUCAACGCCUGCAACGAAGAAGUCACAGGUUGCCCCAAAGAAAGCUCAGAGUAGCUCUGAUUCAGAUAGCAGCUCCAGCAGCUCUGAAGAUGAGAAGAAAGGCACUCCAGCUAAAUUACCUGACAAAGUGGCUAAGCCAGUGUCCAAGCCUUCUACCCUAGUUUCCAAAGCAGGCACUUCUGACUCUGACAGCUCAAGCAGUGAAGAAGAAAAGAAGCCAGCGGUGAAACCAGCCACCAAAUCUAAAGGGGCAGCAAAAGCAGCUGUUGGGAAGAAGGAUGCUGCUUCUAGUAGUAGUAGUAGUAGCAGCUCAUCUGAUAGUUCCAGCGAAGAGGAAGAGAAGCCCAAAAAGGCGGGAAAAGGAGUACAGAACAACUCUAAGACCACUGCCUCUGCAGAGAAGGCAAAAGCUGCAACACCAAUUGCAAACAACUCAAAGUCUAAGCCAGCUGGUGGCAGCAGUAGCAGUAGUAGCAGCGAGAGCAGCUCUGAGGAAGAGACUGGAAAAGUCAAUGGAGGCACAAUUAGGAUGAAACAGAAGAGGAAAGAUGUUCAGGAAGCAGAGACACCACAUAGUAAAAAGGCAAAGAUCAAAACACCACACACAGUUCCCAAGGUGAAACGGCCAGCCUCUCCAUUCCGGCGUGUAAGGGAAGAAGAGAUUGAGCUGGAUGCUCGUGUUGCUGAUAACUCAUUUGAAGCAAAGAAAGGAGCAGCUGGUGACUGGGGUGAGAAGGCUAACAAUAUCCUGAAAUUCACUAAAGGCAAAUCUUUCCGCCAUGAGAAGACAAAGAAAAAACGAGGCAGCUACCGUGGAGGCACUAUAUCAACUCAAGUCAAUUCAGUCAAAUUUGACAGUGACUGAGAAUGUUUCCGUCAGAAUUUGUAAGCCAUCUGGUCGCUAGAAUGGCUUGGAUGGUGUUGUGGACACUAUUUAUAUCAAGCCUGCCUGGAAUGCUACCUCCCCAUGCUCAUUGUGGAGCAGGCAGCUCCAGCAUGGGAUGUGGGAGAGUAAUUGGAUGUUUCCCUCUUCUGAUUCUGGUUUAGGCCCCUAUUUAGUGCCAUCCGUGAGCUGGUGUUAUUGGCACUACUAGGGUGACCUCCAAAAUUUACUUUUUUUUCCCCACAGUCUUAUUUUUAAAAGGCUGGCAGUGAUUUUUCAUUUUGGUUUCCUGCUCAUCUAGUGGAAGAAAGCAAAAUCAUUCUCCUGUAUGUUAAUCUCCCACUUGUUUUCUCAGCCAGUUUAACUCUGAUACCUGUGAAAUGGCAAGUAUUGUAACUUGCCUUUGGCUAGUUACUGUAAGAGCAACAACCGAUUUGAACCCUCUGGUUGUAAUCUCCACCCCUACCUGACAUUUCAAGUUCACAGUUGCAGUGUGGCAGGGUUCCUCUUUUUUGUUUCCUCCUUUUAUAGUUCUCACCUUACAAUAAAUUCCUACCUUCCUUUCCCUUCCACUCCUGUUGAGGCCACUAACCAGAGUACUUGAAGAAGCAAAGUAUAAAUACACUUUAGUAGCUGAGUAACUGUUGCUUGCAGUUGCAAGUUGGGGGGCUGUUUUCAGAAGGAGCAAAGUCUGUAGUACUGCAGUGGCAGUGUUCAUUUGGAAUGUAGCUGAGGAGUGGAGGUGCACAGAAACUACUGCAUGGAGGUUGUUUGGCUCAAUGGGAAUGGGUGAAGAGGCUGCAGAUAAAACCCUCUUUCCUGCUCAGCUCUGCUUUUUGCUGUGCUUUUGUUUCAGAGGCUUUGACCACAGUGUAGCAUUAUGCUUUGUUCUUUCUGAACAUAAAAUGUGCUAGCUUAUGCUUACUCCCAGCAAUGUGCUGUGCAGCUUGUUAAGAGUCAGGAUGAAUGUGUCAUUAAUGCCUUAAAUUUCUGGUUUGGAUCACUUGCACUUUGGGCUGUUUUCCAUCUGUUAAAUUCCUCUCAAGAAGUAAAAUGCCAGUUUCCCUAUAGCCUUUAUACAAAGCCUGGUGCUGUAAAGAUUGAAUUGUUAGCUACAAGUACAUGUUCAGUAUGGAGAUCCUCCAAGAAGUUCAGUAACCUGCAGCCUAAACAGUUACUGCUGUUGAGGGAAGGGCUUACUUCCUGUAUAGCUGUGUGAGUGCCUUCCUAUUUCCUGUGCAACUCACAUCCAGUAGAAAAUGGUUCUGUCAACUACAUUUUUCCCCUGUUAGAAAGGUUAAUUUUCAUUUGUGGGGCAGUUUGCUGAGCCUGUAGACAGUGUGGAUUGAACAGCAGUAGUGCAUGUUUGAAGAAACUGAGUGGUCUGAAACCUCAUAUGGAAACUACCAGCCAUCAAGAGAGGCUAUGCAAGCCUAUUUUCCAUGUUUCCAUUCCUUCCCCAAAGGGUAACAGUGAGAAGAGAUCUGUUGUUACACUUGUGUGCAAGGCAGUGUCAUCUAAUUGAGGGUUGGAGGAGACUUGAUGAGCCACCCCCAUAUAUGUGAUAUGCAACUUGUUCCAAGGAGUGUUUUGCAGGAUGUCCACUUUUGUCUUGCACAAUCACACACUGAUGCCUGGAUUCUAGGCUGCAGUGCAGAGUGGUCCAGGAGGCUGUGGUUAUAAGGAGUAAGAGGCCAAAGGAAGGUGGGAAAGGGUAUUUUCUGCCUAGGGAUUUGAAUGUCAUCUUGCCAUUUGCCAACUUUCUUCUGUUUAUUGGGAACUUAGAAGUCCACAGUUUCUUUUAAAUGGGGGUAUUUUAAGUGUGAGAAUUGUAAUGUGUCCAAGAAUAAAGAUUGCUGCCUUUGUAAUCUAA